GCACAAACGCUCCCCCCUUCCUCAUCCCCCUUCUCUUCUCUCCUCUCCUCUCCUCUCUCCCCCUCCCCCUCCCCUUUCCCUUUCCCUCUCUCUGUCUCUGUCUCCCUCCCUCCCUCACCCCCCUCUCCCCAAUUUUUCUCUCUCUCUCUCUCACACACACACCAACACUCUUUCGUUCAACAGCCUCUCUUCUCUCUUCUCUUCUCUCUCUCUCUCUUUCUGUGCACAGACAUUCAUACAAUUCUCUCAGCGGGUUAAGAUAGUCAGGUUAGACUAAAGCAGAUAGAUGUUGAACAAAACGAGGACAAAGCAUCGAUAGAUAAACUGCCUUUCCCUUCUUCGGUAGAUAAAUCCAAUUUUAGAUCUCUGCUUCUUCUUUUGGCUACGAUCACAACACCUGCAGGAUCUGUCUGUCGAUUGGGUAGAUUCUCAAAGUAGUCAACUUCAUCAUUUUAAGACAUUAUAGUGGAUCAACAAUCUGCCGCUCUAUUGAUCAAUUAAAGGUCUGCGGAUCUCAAGAAUAUUAAUUAGCUCAAUUCACAGAGUUCAGUGUCAACGUUGAUCAACAUUCUGAUCGUGACUGGAAGCAGCCGAGACAUCGAUCAGGUUGCGUGUAAGAUCAUCAUCAUCAUCAUUUGUCGGCGAAGUCCCACGACACUUUUGCAACACACGAACGACACCGGAGAUUUAUAUUGAUUGGAGAAUAUAAUGCCAGGUCACCUAAGCGCAACCGAAGCCCCUGAGGAUCUAUGGACAUGCCACGAAUGCGGAUGGACAUAUCCAAACCAUCACCCAAGUGCGAAGCACCGCAGGAAUCACAAGAAGGUCUGUGGUUCCAUACCAGGAUUCAUUGGUACAAUUUCGUCGAGGAAAGCACCACCUGAACCUGAGCCGUCCAUGAUGGAUGGAGCGUCGUCGGACGAUGCUUCCUCCGACGAUGAAUCCACCCCAGACAAGACUCAUGAGAAGUGUGGCCACCCUCAUCCUUCCUCCAAGGUUGCACCGAUGCAGCAGACCGCUGCUGCAGUCUCUCUGCACACCGUGCAACAUGGUGGACCUCGUGCUGCCAAGUCGCUGUGCGUUUCGCAUCGAUCCAAAGAGCCGUGCCUUCACGGCGAAGAAGCUCUGAAGCCCGCUCCAUUGACCGAGCGCACUUUGUCGGACCAGAACAACCGUCAGGCCCUACAAUCGACUGCGUCGAAUCUGAGUCCUGCUCUUAAAACCCAGCAUGUGAGAAGACGCUCAGCUCACGCUUUGGAAGGGGUUUGGGUGUGCCGGCACUGCGGAUGGACGUAUCCCAAUGCUCACCCGAGUGCCAAGCACCGGAGGAAGCACAAGAAGAAAUGCCCAGCUCUUGUCGUCACACGACAUGCAGUGGCAGCUGGUGGAUCUUCAGACGACGCCUCCUCUGAUGAAGAGAACCGUAUUCAGAGAGCUGCUGCACUCCAAAAUGCGGAAGCUCCUGAGACGAACAAUCUGCCAAUGCCUAACAAUCUGCCCAUGCCUGCCAGUCUCUCAUUGGAGGCUUUCUUGAGCAGAUCUGGUUCCAUGAAUGGGGGCUCGGCACAGCAUGCGAGCUUGAGAGAGCUGCAAGCCCCCAUUAUAUUACUGAGCCCGAGACCCGCGUCGAGGAGGGACACAUUUUUAAGCCCGCGACACAGAAGAGAAGGUCCUUCUCUACUCCUGAGCCCUCGAGGCAGCAUGAAGAACCCGAAGGCUGCAAAUAAUAUUCAGGCUCAAGAAAUCGCGCCGACCAUCGCUACCGAGAGGAAGUCAGAAGCUGUGAGCGACCUAGAAAAUGAAGAUCCAGAAGUAGUCCUGAAUCUUCCGACAGUGAGAACUGUCACCAUCCCUCGAUCUACUGCUCCAGCAGCAGCAGUAGACGAGAGUGUUGGAGGGGACAUCUUGCAAGAAGGAAGGAGGUCGUUGUCUGAUGAAUCUGAUCUCAACAAUUCGGAUGGAGAGGCAGCAAGAAGCCCCGUCUCAGUUCUACAGACCCGCCACCUCCCGGUCCCCACAACCACCAACUCCACCACAACCGACGACGACGACGAACCCAAGACUUCCGAUCAGGAAGAGACGGAUGAAGAGGUCACUGAACAGCUUCUUCACCAAGAAGAAGCAGCAGCUUUCAGUUCAGAUGCACAUCGCCAGAAGGAUGAAUCUACGGAUGAAGUGGCUGUUGACCAGCGAAGCUGCGAGGCUGUGCCUGAACUGGCGCAAUCUCCCACUUGUGAGGCUUUGCCGAAGGUUGACAGUUCAAUGUCACACCCACCAACAGCACCAACAGCACCAACAGCAGCAGCAGCAGCAGAUCAGAAUGAAUCUCAACAAGUCUCCAGUGUAAAUAUUAUUCAACCAGUUGAUGCAAGUCCUUGUACUGAACUACAGGCAGCAGUAACAGGGCCCAUUUGUGUGGCUAAGGAGACCGAGGUGGCCAUAGAAGAUGAUGAGAAAGUCAGCCUUUCUGAGGAACUGGGUACUUCACUUGCUUCUGUCGACAAUAAUCACGAGCAAAAGUUGGGUUCAAACACAGACGUUGCAGUCUCGGAGGAGCAUGUUUCGAGGAUGACACUCGCAGUUGGAGAGUCUUCGGAUGGGGCAUCUCAAGAUACGAACAGGAGUCUUAUUUUGGGUGAGACUGACUGUGUCAAUGUACUCUCGGCGGAGAAAGAUAUUGAAGGUCAAAGCUGCCAAGAGCUGGAUUCGAUUAAUCUUCUGAUGACAGACAAUGUGGUCGCCAACUCAACAGUAACUCUAGAUAAUGACUUCUCGUCCCAGGAGGCAAGAAGAGAAAUGUCCACAGAUGAAGUAACUUUGCAAGGUAUCAAGUCUCGAGAAGAACUAGAAAUAGAGGCAGAUGACUUCGAGCUGGACUGCGCAAAACCUCUAGAAAUAACAGACCGAAAGGAGGCCUCGGACAAAACUGGAUCUGCUGUAGCUUUUGCAUCAGCACUAGAAUCACCAUGUGAUUCGCACUCUUCUGAAUCGCCAACCAAUGUACCAGUACUUGACACUGAAGACGAAGGCCUGCCUGUCGGGGUUGUUGCUUGUGCUGCAGCACUCGAAAACACUGACGCAGUUGUGGACGAGGAGGAGGAGGAGAAGGAGGACAGGGAUCUGCCGAGCUUCAGCUCUGAGCUUCUUCCCGUACAAGCUCCAAUGGACACCACCGUUGAAGUUGUGAAAGAGGACACCAAUCUCCCAACCUCGAGCUCUGAGCAUCCCUCUGCCGAUCAACCUCCUGAAGAGCUCACCGUCGAAGCUGUGCAAGAGCAAGACGGAGAUCUUCCGACCUCGACCUCCGAGGUCCCUUCUGCUGCUGCUCAACCUCCAGUGGCCACCACUGUCGAAGUUGUGUCAGAGAAGGACGAGGAUCUUCCGACCUUGAGAUCCGAGGUCGCUUCUGGCGAUCAACCUCCAGUGGACACCACCGUCGAGGCUGUGAACCAGGACGGCAGGGACGACAGGGACCUUGCUGCCUCGAGCUCCGAGACUCUUCCCAGUGAUCAACCUCCUGUGACAGCGACAUCCCCCGUUGCAGUCGAGGAGCAAACGGAGGAAAGCGAUGAUCUUCCAACCCUGAGCUCCGAGGUCAGUUGCGCCCAUCAACCUCCAGUGGGAAUCACCGUUGAAGUUGUGAAUGAGGAGAACAGGGAUCUUCCUACCUUGAGAAGCCCUGAGGUUCUUCUCGCCGAUCAACCUCCGGUGGAAAUCACCGUCGAAGCUGAUGAGAAGGGCAUGGAUCUCCCGACCUCGAGCUCUGAGAAUCUUCCUGCUGAUCGACCUCCACUGCCAGUCGCUGUCGAAGCCGUGAAGGAAGAGGAAGAGGAAGAGGAAGAGGAGGUGGAGGUGGAGGAUAAGGGCCUUCAAGCUCUCGUUGCCCAACAACCACAACAACCUCCAGUAGAAGUCACUGCUGGAGCUGUGCAGGACACGGAGGAGAGGAACCUUGCCAUCUCGAGCUCUGAGGUUCUCUCAGCUGAUCAACAUUCAGCUGACCUGUCUGCUGCUGCAGAGGAGGUUGACGACCUCGUGACUCCUCCGGUUCAUGAGGAGCUUCUCGAUGCCAGUGAAUCCCCGAUGGAGUCCCUUUCUGAAGUGCAAGAAACUACUGAUACCUCGCUUGUCUGUUCGAAUGCAGCUCAAGCUCCACCUACAACUCUUGAAUUGGGUUUCCAGUCCAGCUGCAUGGAAACUCUCAUCCCACCAACCCAGUCCACCCAGUCCACAACAACUGCCCCUGAUGCAGAGGAUGAGUCGUCCUCUGGCCGAUCUGGUCAUGAGAUGGUGCAGGAAUCCUUGGAUGUGAAGCCUGCUGAUCUUGUUACACCGAGCGCUGCUGCCAUGGGAAUCUCCGGCCAAAGCUCUGAGACUCUGCCCACUUCGAAAUCUCAGGUUGUAGUCACUGGGCCAGUGGGUGAUGAUUGUGAUCUCAAAAUGGAUCAAGCUGAAGAGAACAAAUCCGAUCCAACUGAGUCUCGAGUGACAGACGUCGUCGUCGUUGAAGAGAAGACUACCUCUUCUGUGGCCAUUGAUUCUCAUCUUUCAGCUGGGAAACAAGAAAUGCCUGAAGCUUCUUCACAUGAUCAUUCAGGGGCUGCAGAAGACUUGUGGACGUUCCAGAGGAAUCCUAAGAAGAACCGCAGAGAGGUUCAUGGAUCCGAUGCUAUCGAAGGGUCGUGGGAUGACGCGUCUGAAGCUCAAAUCGAUUCCAGGGGAGCUUUUGACGCCAUCGGUUCGGACUUGAAUGCUUCCAGAACUCCUGGAUCAUCAAGCUCCAACUCAGAAGCUGAGAUUGCAGUCGACGAGGUCGAGAACGAUCUAUCGACGGUCACCGACCUGGAGAAGGAGAAGGAGAAGGAGAAGGAGAAGCCCACGCUGGGAGCAGUCGGUGUGGUGGAAGCCACGGCUCGAGAUGGGGGCGUGGCCACAGAGAAGACGGCGGAGGCGGUUGUUCUGGCUGAGACUUCGACCACCGAAUCCGACAUUCUGGUGGUCGAAGAGAUCGAGAUAUCUCCAGGCCUUGCUGCUGAGGCCACAGCUGCUGCUCAGCAGGUGGUUGGGCAUGGGAAGCACGCACCGCCGACCGUGACCAUUCCUGAGCUCGAGCAGGAAAUUGCAGAAGGAGCAGCAGCAGCAGCAGCACCGGCGGCAGAGAAGCCCGCGGGGAUUUUCGUGCACUGGAGGGCACGAGAGGGCAAGCUGCAGCGAGAGCCGUCGCUCAAGAGAGAGCCAAGAGAGCCGCGAGAGCCGAGCUUGCCGAGGCUGCCGGGAUCCGGCAAGAGGAAAGCGCUGCCUGCUCUGUCGUUCGGCACGGCUGAUGCGUUCCAUGUGACCAAGAAGCAGGAAUCGCGGCCAGGAAUGAAAGGGAAGAGUCGAGACCUGAAGUCCGAUUCGAUGAAGCUCCGUGCGAGGGCACGAAGCUGUGCUCCGGACAGUCCUCCAUCGAGUCCUCCGCGAUCGGGAGGCCCAGGAAGCCCCGAAGGAAUCGUGAAGGUGAGGAUCGAGACAUACGAGCGACUGAUCGGCAAGACGAGGUCGGUCGCCCCGUCGCCCUCACCUUCUCCUUCUCACAAAGCCCCAACAUUGUUUGGGAAGUUCUCCGGUCCUCAGAUUGCACCGAUUUCUAGCCAUCCGCAAUUCGAGCACGAGGAGGCGGCUGCUGAGGAGCAGAUCGCAGCCAUCGCCACCCACCUUCACCAUGUGGAGCCGAAACAACCAACGAAGGUGCAGGACACCGACACGCACGAUGAUUCGCAGGAAUUGCUGCACGAAGCUCUUUGCCACCUGCGGCAUUCCGAAUUUGACCAAGGUCACCAGAAUAACAACGAGCAAGAUUCACUGGAACCUGAGGAUUCUUCGCAAAGAAUCAGUAAGGUUUCACUAGUACUCAAAGAAGCGGCAGAGCACUGUCUGUCUCCAGUCCCCAGGCUCACCACAGCCUACUGAACCUUUAUAUGCAUAUAGAUUCAUACAUACAUAAAUUUAAUGUGUUUCUUGAAAAAAUAUGUUUAAUAUCCGCAAAUCCAUCAAGUUUGUGCAUGGGCUCGGCCCUGCUUCUUCCCGAAGGAGUGCUCCUCCUCUGCGCAUCCUCUGACCCAAAAAAAGAUUGAAAGAUCAUUGUCUUUCGAGUUGUACAUUACGUCAAGCAAUAUGCUAUGGAUUAAAGACGACCCUGCUUCUUCUUGU
Molecule: messenger RNA, 6192 nt
Organism: Marchantia polymorpha subsp. ruderalis
Lineage: Eukaryota; Viridiplantae; Streptophyta; Marchantiopsida; Marchantiales; Marchantiaceae
Source: the annotation of a GenBank genome assembly